Macrobrachium nipponense is the source of this 718-nucleotide messenger RNA. RefSeq names its product ATPase inhibitor mai-2, mitochondrial-like. The coding region runs from base 105 to 422 and encodes 105 amino acids. Gene Ontology annotation, molecular function: ATPase inhibitor activity. Gene Ontology annotation, biological process: negative regulation of ATP-dependent activity. The transcript is spliced from 3 exons. The record is from RefSeq and is a predicted model, not a curated record. Lineage: Eukaryota; Metazoa; Arthropoda; Malacostraca; Decapoda; Palaemonidae. Gene Ontology annotation, cellular component: mitochondrion.
AAAUCCUGGUUAGGUGAGCGAUCGGGGUGUGCCUUGGUGGGGUGGCAACACUGAAUUUUGCAUUAUCGCAGACGCACUUUCGUGGUCACAGAGGACAAGCAAACAUGGCCUUGACCAGGAACAUUUUCGUCAGCCGCAUUCGUACCCCUUUAACGUUGUGUGUGCGCAGUAUGGGAAAAGGUGAACCAGGCUCUGGAUCAGGAGAAGGUGGUGGUGCUGGGGGGGCUAUUCGGGAUGCUGGGGGCGCUUUUGGUAAAAGAGAAGCUGCCCAAGAAGAACAAUAUUUUCGUAAGCUGAAUGAAGAACAAAUAAAGAAGAUGAGAGAAGGAUUUAAAGAUGAAAUUGAUUUCCAUGAGAAGCAGAUAAAAGCUCAUCAGGAAGCAAUUAAAAGGCACAAGAAACGAAUUGGUGAACUGGACUAAAAUUACAUAAGUGGAGAAGCUCAAGUUUUGUUUACCAAAAUUAAAUUAAUCGACCCCUUAAAAGUAGUCUAGUAUAUUUUAUUUAGAUUGAAAGGAAAAGAAUAAGGAGUGCCUUGUAAUUUUAAUUGAGGUACUUUUGAACCCUAAAAUUAAUCAGAAAAAUUAUUUGUUAAUAGAGGAUAUGUAAUAUUGUUUUAAAUAAAUAUGGGAUUAUGUAUAGCUGAAUUUUCCAAGUAUUUUCUAAUGAAAAUGCAAUAUGAUGUACAGUAGCUAUAUAAAUUAUACAACUUGAGAAA